UAAGAACCGUCCCAGCCGUAACAGUAUCUGGGGAAUCAACGCAAGGAACCGCAUCGUGUGUGAAGCAUUGGCUGCUCCCAAAAUAAACGCCACAAUAAAUGCACAGACCCAAGGAGCGUAUCUCCUGUAUGUAUCCAGCAUCUUUUGCCAACUGUCUCCUUCCAGAAUAUCACCCAGGAUUCCAGGCGAGAGUGUCGAUUACAGCAAAUUCCAAGGAAAACCUCACUAUGAGCUGCGCAGACCAUAAGGACUACCACAAUGAAGAGUUUGAUCCCUGUUGUCUCUUUGACACGUACGUCGGGGAUGAUAAGACCAUUUCUAAGAAGGAGCUGUUGGAAGGUCCCCUGAGAUUUCUCUAUAAAUUAUUCUCCUCAGGUUCUGUGAAGGGAGAAACACUGAUAAAUAUUUCCAUUGGCGCCGACGUGUCUAAAAACUUUGUCGCCGCCGAUUUCUUCAAAAAUAUCAUAUUGCUGGAAUCUUCAGACUGCUGUAUGAAAGCCAUAGAGAGCUGGAUCCGAAACGAGCCCGGAGCUGAGGAUCAAUCCCACGCCGCAGAGUUUGUUUGCUCACUUAUAGGGCAAAGUACUGGGUAUAAGGAGCAAGAGGAAAAGGCCAGAAGGGCAAUCAAACAAGUGGUAAAAUGGGACAUCACCAAGGAGAACCCACUGGGUGCAGUUGUGUUACCCCAAGCAGAUUGUAUAGUCAUUGUUUAUCACUUGGAGGCCAUUUGCAAAGAUAACGAUAUGUAUAUUAACGUUCUAAAGAAAUUGUUAUCCCAUCUGAAGAUUGGAGGUCACCUGGUCAUGAUGGCAGGGAUCAACAUGUCUUAUUACAUGGUCGGCCAAUACAAGUUUGCUGCACUAAACCACAAUGAAGAGUUAAUGCAAAAGGCUGUGACCGAAGCCGGUUGCACCGUUGUGAGCACUGAAACUCACAGAGGGAAAUUUAAAUCCCCUUUGAUCGAUUAUGAAUCAGUUGCCUACUUUGUGUGCCGUAAAGACCGAGUGGUUUAACAGGUCAGAUUCACCCUUAAUUUCAAAAAUAAUUCUAACAUCAAUAUUGCAUUAAAUUUGAAUGAUUACAUCUACUCUUAGAUUAGUGCUGCUUAUAUAUAAAAUAUUUCCCAAUCUCAUGGUCUCAAUGGUGAUACCAUCAUCAAAAUAGAAAAAAAUCAUUGUGCUUGAAAACAGUGGGCAAUAUUCUAUGAAUUUGUGUCGCUUUGAAAAGAAAAAAAGUAAUGGUUGAAAUUGUGCUUCUAUAGGGACGUUUACUUCCUGUUACACAAGGAAGUUUCUCUACUUCCUGUCUGAAAAAAUGCAACACUUCCUUUUUGUUCUAUGGCAAGGAUUCCUGCUCAUAAGUAGCUUCUUCUGAUGUGUGGUGUGAUUGAUCAGAUUGACAGAUAUCAUUUAUUGAACAAAAAUAAACCAAUCAGAAGGCUUAUUGUUUCUGCUGUGUAAUCUUUAUUAGAGCCUUUAGUGCUAUAUAUAUAUAUAGUGAUAUCGAUUUACUGGUUUGAUACAUCCCUAAGGCAUUUUCUUAACACUCCAUAUGAAAAAGCAAUAUUAGAGAGAAGGCUCAUACUCUGUACCGUUGAUGUGACAGAUCUAUGUACCUCCAUUCCAGGGGUUCUGAGUGUAUGAGAGAAUGAUUAAGUGCAUUUUAAGUUGAUUCCAAAUAAAUAAAUUGAUAUUAUAACAGAAUAACAGACUAGGGCAGGGCCAGAUCUAAGUAGGAGAGGCAGCUGCAAGUUGAGGAAAGAGAGUGGCCAGAGGGUGAGCAUCCAACAGGGGUUUGGGAGCCACCAGUUGAGUCAAGGACAGUAAGGCAGGGUAGGAGAUAUUAAGUGGAUGGUGCUGGGCCAAUAAGUAUUGCCUUGGUUUCAAAUACUAAUAGUUCUGCAGAUAAGGAUUGCAAAAAUUGACUUUAAAAUGAGACUCAGACUCAGAAAGAGGCUUAUCCAUGUGAACUCUGAUCACAUAGACUUUUUGAACACACCCACCUUAGUGCCAUUGCUCGGUCCUGUUUAAUUCCCCCAGUAAAGUCCAUAACCCAACAUGGACUGGCAGUGAGGGGUCUUCGGAACCUGGCCUCUCUGAGGAGUUCCUUCUAAUAUUCUCCCCAAAACUUGAGAAUAGUUAUAUUUUUAGAUUAGGAGCAAGAUCAUUAUGCAACCACCUCAUUAUGAGGUGUUCAAAAUAUCGAAAUGCUGGGAGGUGUCCAAAUUUCUAAAUGCUUUUCUACACCAUGAAUAAAGACACCAUUAUGGCACUUUGGUGAGGACUUAACUUCUACUUUGCUUUUUGGCUACCAAGUUGGGAAAUGGCUGUACGUCCAGAAGUUGCACCAACACAAUUGGUUGACCUUCUCUACAUUGUCUUUAGACUUUACCUCCACAUAGAGGAUCACAUCAAUAGUCUUAUAAGACAUGAGAAUUUUGUCUGAAAGGUUCAUUUAAGUCUAUAGCUCUACUUCCUGGAAAAAACUGCUGAUAUGAUUUGCUUUGAGUUAUUCCUUGACCAUAAGGACUACCAUGAUGAAGAGUUUGGUCCCUGUCAUCUCUUUGACACCUACAGUAAAUAGUAGUUUAUAUGAAAGGAUCCUGUAUCUGGGUGGGAUUUGCUCUCGAAAGUUAUACUCGAAAGCCGGUAUAUCGGUAACUUACCUUUACUUUGAGGAACGAAAGAGCAGAGAAUGCUUUACACAAGAUUUGCUCCCUCGCUUUAUUUCCCUUGAUACUGUUAAAGGGGCGGCUGUUUAUUGUGACUGAGAACAGCAAACAUCGCUCUUUAUGCAGAACCAUGUAAAUUUACUUUAGAACAUAUCACUUGACAAGGUCAUACAUUUUGCUUUUACUUUAUGAAAUAUGAUAACGAUGAAGGAAAAAGUGCAAAGAUUCCCAAGGAGCACUGUGCCAUCUUCAGGGAAAAUUAUAUUAACAAUUAAAUUCAAGCUAUUGCCGUGGGUUGAAAAAACACUGAAUAUUUUCUAAUUUCAUUUUUCCGUACUUAAUUUUUCAAGUUUUAUAAAUAAUAAAAUGUUGAGAAUUCCGAUAAAAAAAAAAUGAAACAAUUAAAACCAGCCAAGAUUCUAUAGAAGUCACUGGGAGGUGUUUUUUACAUUC
Xenopus tropicalis (tropical clawed frog) is the source of this 3124-nucleotide messenger RNA. RefSeq names its product nicotinamide N-methyltransferase. The transcript has 5 exons. Gene Ontology annotation, molecular function: S-adenosylmethionine-dependent methyltransferase activity; methyltransferase activity. Lineage: Eukaryota; Metazoa; Chordata; Amphibia; Anura; Pipidae. Gene Ontology annotation, biological process: S-adenosylmethionine metabolic process. The coding region runs from base 99 to 1013 and encodes 304 amino acids. The record is from RefSeq and is a predicted model, not a curated record.